This is a messenger RNA of Ostrinia furnacalis (Asian corn borer), 1889 nucleotides long. Its product is annotated as malate synthase. Gene Ontology annotation, biological process: glyoxylate cycle. Gene Ontology annotation, cellular component: cytoplasm. Bases 75 to 1703 code for a protein of 542 amino acids. The record is from RefSeq and is a predicted model, not a curated record. Lineage: Eukaryota; Metazoa; Arthropoda; Insecta; Lepidoptera; Crambidae. Gene Ontology annotation, molecular function: malate synthase activity. The transcript has 7 exons.
UCUUUUAUGCUCUUUGAUUCAUUGUGUUAGUCUAAAGAAAAGUUCCUUCGUGUGAAGUGAAGCUGAACAAAAUAAUGGCCAAUGUGAUUCUAUUGCAAUCACCUCCACCAAAGUUGGAGGAAGUGCAGAAAACAAUAUUCAGUAAAGAUGCAAGAAACUUUUUGGAACUCCUACAUAGAGAAUUUAACGAAAAGAUUGAGAAACUUUAUAGGGAUCGGCAGCAACGCUACGUAGAAAAUCGCUCAAAAGUUUCCUUAGAAUUUAAGGUUUCCUCUGAAAGAAACGAUAAGUCUUGGAGCAUAGCACCAUUGCCGACUAGACUACAAAACCGACACCUGGAUCUUGGAGAUGUAUCACCAUCAAACACUGCACACUUUGUGUCUGCUCUAAAUGAAGACGUUGAAGGUAUUCAAGUGGACUUUGACGAUGGCCACUGUCCGACUUGGAAAAACCAAUUAGUUGGAUACCAUAAUAUUGGUCUAGCUGUUAAUGGAAAACUUCCUGGAGCACCUAUGAAUAUAGCUAUGUCUCCAAUCCUGAUGUUACGGCCAAGAGCUUGGAAUAUGAUUGAACAUAACAUUUUAAUUGAUGGCAAAGAAGCAAUAGGUCCUCUUGUAGAUUUUGGUAUAUUAAUGUACCACAAUGCAAGAAAACUGUAUGAAGCAAGCAGUGGUCCGUACUUUUACCUAUCGAAGUUGGAGGGAUCAUCGGAAGCAAAGUUAUGGAACGAUAUAUUCAUAUGGGCCCAAGACCAACUGGGAUUGCCAAGGGGCACAAUAAAAGCCUGCGUGUUAAUAGAAAAUAUUAUAUCCGUAUUUGAAUUGGAUGAGAUAUUAUUUGCAUUGAGAGAGCACUCGUUGGGUCUCAACUGUGGGAUUUGGGACUACUGCGCUUCAAUCAUAGCUAAGUUUGGCGAUCGCGAGGAGUUCCUCAUCCCAGACCGGAGUAAGUACGUGAACAUCACGCGUCGUUUCCUGCACAGCUACCUGCAGUUGGUAGUAAGCGCGUGCCACGCGCGCGGCGCGCCCGCCACUGGGGGUAUGGCAGCCGCUGUGCUCGCGCCGGGCACCGACGGUACUGAUGAUGAAUCCAAAAAGAUAGUCAACAAGAUUUUGGAGGCCAAGAUUAAAGAAAUAGAAAUUGGUGUCGAUGGGUUCAUGGUGUAUGACUCACGCGCAGUUCCUUAUAUUAACAGGCUCUGGAAGAAUUACGGGUCGUUGCCUAAUCAGAUAUUCCGUAAAUUGGAUGUGAAUAUAACUCCCGAGGAUCUCCUAACGAUUCCGAGCGGGGGUGUGACCUUGCAGGGUCUGAAGCACAAUGUGGCGGUCUCCAUACUGUUCAUAUACCACUGGCUGGCUGGAAUCGGCCAUUUCUUCUAUAGCGGCAAUGUUGAGGAUUCCGCCACGGCUGAAAUAUCUAGAUGUCAGAUUUGGCAGUGGAUUCGGUUUGCGCCCGCACUAGAAGACGAUCCGAAACAGCAUGUCACCGCCAAACUGGUGGAAAAAGCGGCAGCUAACUUCUCCACGUACGCCCACAAAAACUUCUGCCGAUCGAACGCGGAACGCAAACGGCUCACCGCAGCUAGGUACAUGAGUAUGGAACUGUUCCUUAGCAGGAAUCCACCAGAGUUCAUCACCAGCUACCUCAACGAUAACCACAAGUUUAGGACGCUGCACAACAAAGCGUUGUUGAGCAAUUUGUAAAAACGUUAUUUUCGCUAAAGUUGAACUAUAAUGUAGAUGGCGCUAGCGUAUGCAUAGUUGAGUAUAUUUGUCUACAUCAGGGGUGGCCAACUUGAUUAGACAUAAGAUCUACUGUUUACUAACGAAACCCUGGGCAAUCUAUUACUUACAUACUUCUUGAAAUCUUGUACCUACACAAUCAUGUAG